Molecule: messenger RNA, 2923 nt
Organism: Betta splendens (Siamese fighting fish)
Lineage: Eukaryota; Metazoa; Chordata; Actinopteri; Anabantiformes; Osphronemidae
Product: proto-oncogene vav
Exons: 29
Coding region: 215-2746 (843 amino acids)
Biological process (GO): intracellular signal transduction; regulation of GTPase activity; cell migration
Cellular component (GO): cytoplasm
Molecular function (GO): guanyl-nucleotide exchange factor activity; protein binding
Source: RefSeq, a predicted model, not a curated record
GUUACGAUGUGAGGGUGCGUCAGAGGAAAAAGGAAGUUGCGGGAUGAAGUUAAAAGUCUUUGACACGGUGCAGCUCUGCAGAACACCCACCACGGAAGAAACGCAGAACGAGAGCGCCAGAGUCUGAAAAUUAGAUAAUGAAAGGGAGAUGAGGAGGUGAACGUCAAGAACGAAUACGCGGAACUGCGAGGAGACGCUACUGAAGAAAGCAAAGAUGGAGCUGUGGCGGCAGUGUGCGAUGUGGUUGAUCGACUGCCGGGUUCUUCCUGAGAACCACCGGGUUACGUGGGAGGGCGCCCAGGUGUGCGACCUGGCUCAGGCCCUGAGAGACGGCGUGUUGCUCUGUCAGCUGCUCAACAACCUCCUGCCUCAGGCCGUCAACCUGAAAGAGAUCAACCUGCGCCCGCAGAUGUCCCAGUUUCUGUGUUUGAAGAAUAUCCGCACGUUCCUGAGCGUUUGCCAAGACAGGUUUCAUCUGAAGAAGAGUGACCUGUUUGAGGUCUUCGACCUCUUUGAUGUUCGAAACUUCGCAAAGGUGAUCGACACGCUGUCUGCUCUGUCUCAUUCACACAUUGCCACACAAAGAGGCUUCCAGCCGUUCCCUUUGGAAGGAUGCGCUGCCGAUGAUGAGAUCUACAGCGGCCUCUCUGACCAGAUAGAUGACACUGUGGACGAGGACGAUGACUUAUAUGACUUUGUCGAGGACGAGGAGAAUGAAGGGGAUGAGAUCUAUGAGGAUUUAAUGAGAACAGACGAACCCCCUGAAACUCAGCAGCGGACCGGCGUGGACAAACGAGAGUGCUGCCUGCAGGAGAUAAGACAGACGGAGGAGAAAUACUCCGAGACGCUGGAGUCUAUUUUACAGCACUUUAUGAAACCACUUGAACGCUUCGUGAAUGAACAAGACCUUGAGAGUAUCUUCAUCAACAUAGAGGACUUGGCCAACACCCACAGUGAUUUGCUGAAGGAGGUCCGGAGCUCCAUCUUGUCCUAUAGUGCCAAGAACCUCUACCAGGUGUUUCUGGGCUACAAGGAGAGGCUCCUGCUGUACGGCCGUUACUGCAGUCAGGUGGAGGCAGCAACCAAGCACCUCGACAAGCUAUCGAACGCGCGGGAGGACAUCCGGAUGAAACUGGAGGAGUGUUCCAAGAGAGCCAAUAACGGCCGCUUUUCUCUCCGAGACUUACUCAUGGUGCCCAUGCAGAGAGUCCUCAAGUACCACCUGCUGCUCCAGGAGCUGGUGAAACACACGACUGACGCAGCAGACAAAGAAAACCUACGCACGGCUCUUGAUGCCAUGAGGGACUUGGCGCAGUGUGUGAACGAAGUCAAACGAGACAAUGAGAUUAUCAAGCAGAUCACCACCUUCCAGUUGUCGAUAGAAAACAUGACUCAGUCCUUAGCGUUUUACGGUCGCCCAAAGAUCGACGGAGAGCUGAAGAUCAGCAGCUCGGAGAAACGGUGCAAACAGGACAGGUACGCCUUUCUGUUUGAUAAAGCCAUGUUUGUAUGUAAGAAGAAGAGCGGGGAGAUGUUUGAGCUGAAGGAGAUCAUAGAGCUCCAUAGCUACCAGAUUCGAGAUGAACCCACGGGAGAGAAGGACAAAAAGAAGUGGUCCUACGUGUUUCUGCUGCUGGAGUGCUACGGGAGGUGUGGCUACGACUUAUACUUCAAAACCAGAGAACUGAAGAAGAAAUGGCUGGAACAGUUUGAAAUGGCUCUGUCCAACUUGUGUCCGGAGAACUCCACCGCCAACAACCACGACUUCCAGAUGACCUGCUUUGAGGAGACCACGUCAUGCAAGGCCUGCUCCAUGCUGCUGAGAGGGACGUUCUUCCAGGGCUACCGCUGCAGUCGCUGUAGAAUGGCUGCGCACAAAGAGUGUUUAGGCCGAGUCCCUGCCUGUGGACGAAACUCAGAUCAUCCUGGUACUAUGAGGAAGAAUAAAACACAGAGGUCGAGUGGAACCUCCGGCCUCGGGUGUCCUAAGAUGGAGGUAUGUCAGGAGUAUUAUGGGCUGCCCCCGCCUCCUGUAGGCUUCGGCCAACCGCUUAACCUGUCCAAAGGUGAUAUCAUUGAACUUACCCGGGCCAAUGCUGCGCAGCUGUGGUGGGAGGGGCGAAAUCUGACUGUUGGUUCAAUGGGAUGGUUCCCCUCUCAAAAGGUUCAGCCCUACACGUCGAGGCCGACGCCUGACUUAUCCGGCUUUAACUGGUUUGCAGGAAACAUGGACAGAACCGCAGCCAAAAACCUGCUCAUAUCUCGGUCUGAUGGAACCUUCCUUGUGCGGCAGAAAGAUGGAGGAGAGUUUGCCAUCAGCAUCAAGUUCAACAUGGACAUCCGACACAUUAAGAUCACGUCCUCUGAAGGCUUGUACCGCAUCAAUGAGAAGAAGGCGUUCAAGGGUUUAAUUGAGAUGAUUCAUUAUUACCAACAGAACUCUUUGAAGGAGUACUUCAAAGAUGUGGACACCACACUGCAUACACCUUACAAACAACCGGAGCAGAGCAACUCAUGCAACAACACCCUGAACACCACCCCAGGGGGCAGCAUUAAGAGUUUUGGCGUAGCAAGGGCCAGAUAUGACUUUUCAGCCAGGGAUCGUUCAGAACUGUCACUGCGGGAAGGAGACACUAUCAAGAUCCUUAAGAAGUGUCAGAAUGGUUGGUGGAAAGGAGAAGUGUACGGCAGGGUGGGGUUAUUUCCAGCAAACUAUGUGGAGGAGGACUAUUCAGACUAUUGCUGACGUGCCUCUAGAUGGUGUGAUGUGUAGACCCAAAGCGCGUGUAGGGGCCUGUGAUUUCCACUGAUUGCAUUACCCUAUAUGCGGGACUGUGACUGUGUGCGUGUGAGAGAGAUGCUGUUGCUUGUGAUCCGACUUGUGACUAGUUAUGUUAAUAAACCUUUUGUUGAGCUAACCUGA